Molecule: messenger RNA, 3161 nt
Organism: Oncorhynchus nerka (sockeye salmon)
Lineage: Eukaryota; Metazoa; Chordata; Actinopteri; Salmoniformes; Salmonidae
Product: dnaJ homolog subfamily C member 5-like
Exons: 5
Coding region: 260-862 (200 amino acids)
Biological process (GO): regulation of synaptic vesicle cycle
Cellular component (GO): presynapse; intracellular membrane-bounded organelle; membrane
Source: RefSeq, a predicted model, not a curated record
GGAUUGACAGCCAACCAGGACCGCUUCUAGUUUAGCUAGUUUACUACGUGCUCUUUAUUUAUUUUAUUUUAUUUAUUGAGUGCUCAACCAAAGGAAGCUAGCGUGUGUACUGUUGCUUUUUUGUUGUUGUUGGUAUGCGAACAAACAUAGAUACCUUUUUCAAAAUCGAAAGAUCAACUGUGCCCAAAGUAGCUAAACGACUGGUGAGGAGUGAGUGGGUGUGAGAGACAGAAGGAGAGAGCGAGAAGGAGUGGUCGUCAUGGCAGCUGAAGCGCAGAGACAACGUUCUCUGUCUACGUCAGGAGACUCGCUCUACCUGGUCCUGGGGAUCAACAAGAACGCCACACCAGAGGACAUCAAGAAGUCCUACAGGAAACUGGCCCUGAAGUUCCACCCAGACAAGAAUCCAGACAACCCCGAGGCUGCUGAUAAGUUUAAGGAAAUCAAUAACGCCCACGCCAUCCUCAACGACUGUACCAAGAGGAACAUCUAUGAUAAGUACGGAUCCCUGGGACUCUACGUGGCCGAGCAGUUUGGAGAGGAGAACGUCAACACCUACUUUGUCCUCUCCUCCUGGUGGGCUAAGGGCCUGUUCAUCUUCUGUGGCUUGGCGACUGGCUGCUACUUCUGCUGCUGUCUGUGCUGCUGCUGUAACUGCUGCUGUGGGAAGUGUAAACCGCGGCCGCCCAUGGACCAGGAACCAGAGUUCUACGUCUCCCCUGAAGACCUGGAGGCACAGAUGCAGCCUGACGAGAGAGACGUUGGUGGUGAUCCCAUCAUGGUGCAGCCGUCCGGAACAGAGUCCACCAGGCUGACGUCAGACAGCCACUCCAGCUACCGGACCGACACCGGAUACAACUAAACACCCCCCCCCCCCUACACCCCACGCCCUUCAAGACUCGGUCCUGCCCGAGAGAAGGUUUCUUUGGCUGCCACUUGAAAUAUUAGCCUGAUAUUAUCAUCAAAACCCCAUUUCACUCUGACAAACACAAGUAUAAUUCCCACCAUCACCUAUAUCCACCGGCCCCUCCGUCUCCUUCCCAGCCACCGGCCCCUCCGUCUCCUAUAUCCACCGGCCUCUCCGUCUCCUAUAUCCACCGGCCUCUCCGUCUCCUCCCCAGCCUCUCUGUCUCCUCCCCAGCCUCUCUGUCUCCUCCCCAGCCUCUCCGUCUCCUCCCCAGCCUCUCUGUCUCCUCCCCAGCCUCUCCGUCUCCUCCCCGGCCUCUCCGUCUCCUCCCCAGCCUCUGUCUCCUCUCCGGCCUCUCCGUCUCCUCCCCAGCCUCUCCGUCUCCUCCCCGGCCUCUCCGUCUCCUCCCCGGCCUCUCCGUCUCCUCCCCGGCCUCUCCGUCUCCUCCCGGCCUCUCCGUCUCCUCCCCGGCCUCUCUGUCUCCUCCCCAGCCUCUCUGUCUCCUCCCCAGCCUCUCCUCCCCAGCCUCUCUGUCUCCUCCCCAGCCUCUCCUCCCCAGCCUCUCCUCCCCGGCCUCUCCGUCUCCUCCCCAGCCUCUCCGUCUCCUCCCCAGCCUCUCCGUCUCCUCCGUCUCCUCCCCAGCCUCUCCGUCUCCUCCCCAGCCUCUCCGUCUCCUCUCUAUCCACCAGAGAGGGGGAGUCUUAUGCCACCAUGCUCUGAUAGUAUUUCCUGAGCUAGGACUUUAACUGGGUCAUUCUCUGUGGGGAGAGGAGUGUAGGGUGACCUGGACAUGCAUUAAUGGACAUGACGUCGGCUUCCACAUUGUGUGUGUGCGUAUAUAUACUGAACAAAAAUAUAAAUGCAACAUGAUUUUUCUGAAUAACAGUUCAUAUGAGGAAAUCAGUGAAUUGAAAUAAAUUCAUUAGGCCCUAAUCUAUUGAUUUCACAUGACUGGGAAUACAGAUGUGUCCCAGGAGCUUGUCACAGUAUUUCUCUACAUUCAAAUUGGCAUCGAUAAAAUGCAAUUGUGUUCGUUGUCCGUAAACUUAUACCUGCCCCAUACCAUAACCCCACCUCCACCGUGGGGCCCUCUGUUCACAACGUUGACAUCAGUAAACACCAUACCGUAACCCCACCUCCACCGUGGGGCCCUCUGUUCACAACGUUGACAUCAGUAAACACCAUACCGUAACCCCACCUCCACCGUGGGGCCCUCUGUUCACAACGUUGACAUCAGUAAACCACUCACCCACACAACACCAUACAUGGGGUCUGCACGUUUUAGAGUGGAUUUGUAUUGUCUCCCAGCACAAGGUACACCUGUGUAAUGAUCAUGCUAUUUAAUCAGCUUCUUGAUAUGCCACACCUGUCAGGUGGAUGGAUUAUCUUGGCAAAGGAGAAAUGCUCACUAACAGGGAUGUAAACAAAUUUGUGAACCAAAUUUGAGAGAAAUAAGCUUUUAUUUUUGCGCAUGGAAAAUGUCUGGGAUCUUCUAUUUCAGCUCAUGAAACAUGGAACCAACAUUUUACAUGUUGCCUUUUUUAAAAUAUUUUUUGUUUAGUAUAUAUUGUACGAGUUUAGACUGUGUAGAGACCAUAACUAACAAUCGUAUUUCGUUAACACUGGGUCCCCCUGUCCAUCAGUGACUCGAUCAACUUCACUUUUACAUUUUAGAGAAGUGGUGGGCCUGAUAUUCUUCCUGAGUUCUGAGCCAUGUUCUACCAUUCAGUUUGGACCGCUGUAGGUGUUUCGACACGGUCCUCGGGCAGCGACGACUUGCCACGGUUCGUAGGUCCACAGCUGCCAUGUCAACCGGUUAUCUUAUACGGAAACACACACACAAACGUUUCAAAAGAACGUUGAUUAGUUUAUCGUUGUGUACUGUAGACCGUGCGAACCAUUGCCUCCCUAACCAUGUACUGAUAAAAGGCACAUGGUAUUCUGCUUAUGGACUAAACACUUGCGCUGCUUACAGACUCUUGGUUUUCUUUGUUGUGUUUUUCCUAGAAUUUUUGUUGGUAGUUUCCAUAAGACUAUUAGUGAAAUAUGAGAAGCAUGUGACUGGAUAGAAAGGGAGCAGGGGACCACACUAUGAAAGAUGUGUGUGUUUUAAUGAAGGGUAGACUCUGAUUACACCUAGACCUACCUAGACUGUUACCGUGGAUACGGUAUAGCAGGGUUCUGACUCUGAUUACACCUAGACCUACCUAGACUGUUACCGUGGAUACGGUAUAGCAGGGUUCUGACACUGAUU